CUUGUCUGGUUGACAAUGAAAUUUACAAUGAUAACUUAGUUAACAGUUUCGAUGAAAUCAAUCAGACAAGGAAAGAAAUGACAAUAUAACAUAGUGGCAUGAAUAUGAAAGAAAGAAAAUGAACACACCUUGCGCUGGAGGAGAAACAUCACAGCCUUGCUACAAUGGCUGUUUUCGUUCUCCCUUUAUUGUCUCUGACUCUAAUAAGUCUCAAAAUUCCAGCGUCAGUGUUGUGUUUGGAUCAAGCCAUGACUUGGAAGAAGCCACGUCUUAUACUCUUCAUCCAUAUACACAAUUCACAAACCAUGAGGCCAUCCCUUCUUUGCAAGAAUCAUAUGCUAACUUCAUCAAAGCAUACCCUCCAUUUGGGAACACUUCUGAAGUUGAUCGAAUUCGUGCCCAAGAAUACCCUCACUUGAAUCUCUCCAACAUUUGCUUUGAUUACACCGGACAUGGCCUUUUCUCCUAUGUUCAGCAGCAGAGGUUCUGUCCCUCAACUUCAGUUGCUUCUUCAUCUUCUUGUCCUCCUCCAUCUGCCUUGGAACCACCCUUCUUCGAUAUCUCCCACAAGCCAGUGAAUUUGCAUUCUCAGAUACUCCAUGGUGGACAGGAAUCAGAGCUUGAAUCCAGAAUCAGAGAGAGGAUCAUGGCAUUUAUGAAUAUCUCUGAAGCUGAUUACACCCUGGUUUUCAUUGCCAAUGAGGUAUCUGCUUUCAAACUUGUGGCUGAAUCUUUCCAAUUUCAGUCCAAUGGAGAGCUCCUCACAGUGUAUGAUCACAGGAGCGAGGCACUGGAUGUGAUGAUGGAGGCCUGCAAAGCGCAAGGGGCACAUAUCUUGUCAGCGGAGUUCUGCUGGCCAAAGCUAGGAAUAAAGUACAAGAAAUUGAAGAAGAUGAUAAUGAGCAAAAGAGAUAAGAGAAAGAGAGGCCUAUUUGUUUUUCCACUUCACUCAAGAGUUACCGGAGCACCAUAUUCAUAUGUAUGGAUGUCUUUGGCACAAGAAAAUGGAUGGCAUGUGUUGGUUGAUGCAUGUGCAUUUGCACCUAAGGAGAUGGACACCUUGGGUCUAACCAUGUUCAAACCUGAUUUUCUGAUCUGUUCAUUUCACAAAGUUUAUGGUGAAAAUCCAUCAGGUUUUGGGUGCUUAUUUGUCAAGAAAUCCAGUGUUUCUGCUAUAAAAGAUUCAGCCAACAAUCCUACAAGCCUAGGAAUUAUAAGCCUCCUUCCGGCAUUUCGACAAACACAAGAUCUACAAGAAGAGUUGCAAAGUGAAACUUCUCCACCACAUGAGAUUGAAGUAGUUUCAGUGGCACAGUCAUCAUCAGAAAUUGUGGAGUUACAAACAUCGCUAGAGUCAACUCUAUCUAGAAGAGGAUUAAGUUCAGUGAAUGAGAUAGAAUGCAAAGGAUUGGAACAUGCAGAUUCAGUGGGGCUAAUCCAAAUUAGUUGCAGGGCUAAGUAUCUCAUCAAUUGGCUUGUUAAUGCAAUGAUGAGUCUCCAACAUCCACAUCAUCCUCAAACUGGGAUUUCCCUAAUUAGAAUCUAUGGACCAAAUAUAAAUGCACACCGUGGACCAGCAGUGGCAUUCAACGUGUUUGAUUGGAAAGGAGAAAAGGUUGAUCCUUUAAUUGUGCAGAAGCUAGCAGACAGGAACAACAUCUCUCUGAGCAGUGCAGUUUUGCAGAAAAUAAGGUUCUUUGACAAGAAUGAGGAAGACAGAGAGAUGGGUAUAGAGAGCAGAGUGUGUGAGGUGAAAGGGUUGAGGGGGCAAUGUGGUAAUUAUAUUAAGACAGAGAGAGAAAGAAAUGAGUGUGGGAUAAGUGUGGUGACAGCUGCACUUGGUUUCUUAACGAACUUUGAGGAUGUAUAUAGGCUUUGGGCAUUUCUUUCAAGAUUCUUGGAUGCAGAUUUUGUGGAGAAAGAAAGAUGGAGAUACAUGGCUCUUAAUCAGACUACUAUUGAUAUAUGAAUUGGUACACUUUAACACUUGGUUGCUAUUGGAUUUUAUCCCUAAAACUAUUGGGUAAGGUAAGAAUAUCUUAAACCCUUGUGGAUUUAUGAUUUUGGUAAACCCUAGGAUUUAAUUAUGAUGAAUUAAUUGUGUAAAGCUUGGAAUUUAUGAUUAUUGGAGCUUUUGGAUUGUGUAUGGUGGCUUGAUUGAACUUGAAAACUUGUGGAAGCUUAGUUGGGGUCAAAUUUUGGUGUUUGGUGCAUAUUAAGAAUCAACUAAAGUAUGGUUUUGGUUUUCUCUAUGUAAUAUGUAAUAUUUCUGGACACUUAGGCUAGUAGACCUGAGAAUAGGAUUGAAUUGGUUAUUGAUAAUUGUGAUGUAUAACGAUUUUAAUGAUUGUGAUGAUUUU
Molecule: messenger RNA, 2360 nt
Organism: Arachis ipaensis
Lineage: Eukaryota; Viridiplantae; Streptophyta; Magnoliopsida; Fabales; Fabaceae
Product: molybdenum cofactor sulfurase-like
Source: RefSeq, a predicted model, not a curated record